CAACAGAUAUAAAAUGAUGCGCUUUAGACAUCUCAAUGUCUAAGUUUCAUCUGGAUUGUUAAAUGGGCCUGCUUUAUUGAACACUAUUUGCAACUGGAGCUGAAACUUCAUAUAGUUGAUUUGCGAUUUGAUAAACACAGGAUCUACCGCUCAGGAAACUUGGAUUUAUUCAUCUAUUCACCGCCAGCAGAUUUUCUCUAWAAAACUUCACCACCUUUGAAGCAGAAGGAAAUUUAUAGUUAUUUUCGCAACGAUUCACUACGCGAUAACUAAAGGUUUUCGAACUGACUAUACGGCAUAUUGGUGUAGGCCAAGUACUUUUAAAAUGAGUCAAAAUGGAGGGGUUCCUUUCAACGUCCGCUACAACGAAACAGCACCCAACGAAACUACAAACGAACCAUCAMUCGACAAUCUAUCUAAAGAUGGCAUCAUUUCUUUAAUAACUAUAAACGUUGCAAGCUCUCUUUCAAGCUGCGUGCUGAACUUCUUGAUCAUCUUGACUUUUGUGAAGACGYCAUCUUUGCGAACACCUUCGAAUAUUCUUAUUCUUGCUCUAGCUAUCAYUGACUUUGGUGUUGGKGCCGUAUCGCAGCCAGUCUUUUGCGUGCGGUUAUUUUCCUACCUUCCUAAUGUUAAAAGUCUUUUYGAUAAUAUUGAAAACACAUCGAGSGCGAUUAACGUGGYAUUUAUYASUGCAUCGUUYUUGACAAUMACCGCCAUYACUGUCGAUCGAUUCCUUGCCAUUCACUUACAUCUAAGAUACCAAGAGUUCGUCACAACAAAGCGRACUUGGAUCGUCGUCAUUGUKAUCAUGGYAUCGAGCACAGCUAUCUCAUUUCUUUUCUCUCUACGCCAUUCUGUUAUUAAAGGCAUGUAUAUAGUUCUUGUGUUUUCUCUGCUUCUUAUAAAUAUAUUUUUGAUGGUGAGAAUUUCACGUACUAUAAACAAACAUUCGGCGCAGAUUCAGCAACAAUUCCAAGCUACAGACUGUGCAAAUAUUGAUCUCCCAAGAUUUAAAAAAUCAGUCAACACAAUGUACUUCAUCAUUGGACCAUUUCUUCUCUGCUACAUCCCACAGCUAUGUAAUGGCAUUAUAUAUCGAGCUACACACGGAGAAAGCCCAUCCUUGAUGGUAUUUUUCUCAACCUCCACGUUACUGUUCAUAAAUAGUUCUUUAAAUCCGAUUAUUUAUUGUUGGAGAAUACAAGAAAUGCGAAAGGCUGUUGCGAAACUGUUUGAAGGUUGUCCAUGUCAACGCCAAGAACUUUAGUAYAUCUAAAUUCAGUGUUUUUUAGUUUUUGCUUUACUUGUUUUCUAUUUUGAUGUUGUUGUUGUUGUUGUUGUUUUAUUUUGUUUGUAUUUUUUUUAUAGCACUUUCGGCUUUCGGUCUCAAUAUUCAAUAUUUAGUAAAAAGCGCGAAAAUGUACUAGCCAAAAUAAUGCUAGAUAGCUCCUAGUAGAGAUCAGACAAGAUGAAAUAAAGGAAUCCGAUUAAUUUAAACCGCAAAAUUUAGCACCUAUUUUCAUAUGUAAUUAUAUAUCCAAUUUGUGAUCCUAAAUAAGUACCUGAGACCAAUUAUUUUAUUCACUAGCCAGUUAGUAAAAUAUGUGGAUAUAUCAUUAAAAGGUAAUAG
This is a messenger RNA of Exaiptasia diaphana, 1633 nucleotides long. Its product is annotated as beta-4C adrenergic receptor-like. NCBI's taxonomy places the organism in Eukaryota, Metazoa, Cnidaria, Anthozoa, Actiniaria, Aiptasiidae. Bases 326 to 1270 code for a protein of 314 amino acids. Gene Ontology annotation, molecular function: G protein-coupled receptor activity. The record is from RefSeq and is a predicted model, not a curated record. Gene Ontology annotation, cellular component: membrane. The transcript has a single exon. Gene Ontology annotation, biological process: G protein-coupled receptor signaling pathway.